Messenger RNA from Salvia miltiorrhiza (redroot sage), 4134 nucleotides. RefSeq lists its product as uncharacterized. Bases 45 to 3548 code for a protein of 1167 amino acids. NCBI's taxonomy places the organism in Eukaryota, Viridiplantae, Streptophyta, Magnoliopsida, Lamiales, Lamiaceae. The transcript has 12 exons. The record is from RefSeq and is a predicted model, not a curated record. Gene Ontology annotation, molecular function: microtubule binding.
AUCGCAGAGCAACGGUACGACAAGGUUAAAAGCUAGCGAAUCCUAUGCGAGUAACACCACGCGCUUCACCGUUUAGAUUCCCGCCCGCCUUCAUUUUGAAAAUCAGUUCGCAGAGUUCGGAAUCUGCACCGGGAUCUGAAAAUCGCCCCCUUCUUCUCCAUCUUCAAUUCCGGAAUUUCAACCUUACCUUUUAUGAAUCUUCUCUUAACUUAUCAGUUUCUCUCCGUCGACGCGCCGCAGGAAGUGGGGGAGAGAUGCGUUCGGAUUCCAGAAAACGAAUCACCGUCAGCUCCGCGCCGCGUGCUCCCUCCGCCGAUGCUUUAGAAAAGGCUCCGGAUUUAGCAAGCCCUUGUUGUGCAUCUAAAGAGAAGAGCUGCUUCAAGGAGAAUAUCAAUAUAAACAAAUCUGGAGCCUCAGGCCUUUGUUUGGAGCCACAACAGAUGAAAAAGAGGAAAAAGGGUGGGAAAUAUAAUUUGCGGAAAAGCCUAGCAUGGGAUAGAGCCUUUUCUACUGAAGAAGGUGUUUUGGAUCCCCUAGAACUCUCUGCCAUAAGUGGCGUAUCUUGUAGAGGAGGAUUGCCUUUCAUAAUUGAAGACACUCCUGUUAGUUCCGGCCAAGAUGAAGAUUUCCGUAAAUAUAAGGAAAAUAAUCAGUCAUCCCCAAUGCUUGAUUUCUCUUCCUCGAAACACAUGACAUCGACUUCUCUGGCUUUACAGAAAGUCCCAACUAGCGCUGGCAGCAAACUUGGGUCAAAAUGUUACGACUAUCCUCGACCUUUACCUUCACCAUCAUUGAAAAGGCGAGCAAAUGUAAAUGUGGGAAAAACUACAAGCAAGGAAUUAAAGCUGCCUAAAGCUCCUGGCUUAAGGCCAAACCUCAGUCCAAAUUGCUCUACAAUUAGAAGUACUAUACCCAGAGGGAGCCAUGUGAAGCACAAUCGGAUAACUCAACCAGAUUUUAGCAUACAGAGAGACGUGGAACCAAAGAGCUCCUCUAAAAUUUGUAAUAACACUCAAAAUGCAUCAAGAGCUAAUACUCCCCAAUCAGCCCGGCAUUCAGAUGGACAUUUGGGGUGCUCAUCAUUCAAUAGGCAUCUAUCCAUCAAUACAAGUCCAAUGACAGUUGACAAAGCUUAUACUUCUGGUCCAAAGACGACUCCAGUUAAUGUGACUCAAAUCAGGCCAGAGAACUCACGUGAGAGUCAGCAAUAUGAUUCAGCUACUCUUUCUCAAAAUGCCCAUACUAAUGGUAAAAUUUUGCAUCCUUCGCAAAAUCAAACGAUGAGACCAUCAGGUCUGAGAAUGCCAUCACCAUCUUUGUCAUUCUUCAGUCAGCCAAAACCUUCUAUAUUCCGGAAUUUGCCAUUGCGAGAUACAGACUCAUAUUUCAAUGGGUCCCGAAACCCUGGAAGUUUGAGGUUGCAAGACAGCUUGAGCAGAACAACUAAGUCGUAUGAUAAGAUCCCAGAUAGCAUAAUCAGCAACAGUAAGGCCAUAUGCUCCCGAUCAGAGUCUACUGCAGCAUCUCAUGUCAGUGGCUCUGAUUUAGUGAAGCUAAACUUGGAACAGAAUCUCAUGUAUGAGAUUCAAGGUCCUCACAAGAAAAAAAUGACUGUGAGGGUGCCUCAUGAGGAUGCUGAAUUGCAGAAGAUCGGCAUUGAAGUUCCUUCACAAAAUAGAAGUUGUGAACAAGCAAUGGAUAAUUUUCUAAAGAAUGCUAUAGGUGAUUGCCCAGUAAAAAGUGAAACAUGUGGAAGUGAAUGCAGAAAUGCAGAGCUAGGAUCUAAACAGAAUUGUGCUAUUUUGGAAUCUCAGACGUCAAGUGCAAUUGAUGAACAAUAUGGAACAAAAAAUAAAUGCAACCUUUUAGUCUUGGAUCAUGAUUCUACACAAUGCACAGAUGGAUUUGAUGACAGAGUGCAAAAUAUUCCGGCUAUGCAUAGUGAUUGGAGAAAUAGCAGCAAGCAAGAUUGUCAUGAAGCUCACUUGGAGAAAACUGAUCCACUUAAAUAUUCUCUUGGAGAGAAUGAAAGAACUGGUAAGAACAUUUCUAAUGAAAAGGAAAGAGUGAGUGAGCAAAUGGAUGUGUCCCAGCAGGGAAUUUACUGCAGUGAAAGCAUGAUACCUUUGGAACAGGGGGAGACCAUCGCUGAAAGUCCAUAUUUUGUGUCCAAGCCGCUAAAUGCUAUUAAGGUAUUGCCGGAUAAUUUACCUGCAGCAGAACCCCAUAUGCAGAAUUCUGUAUUAGUUUUGAGUCUUUUGACUGUUGAGGGCUGUAAGAAUGAUACCAAUUUAAUGUCCGAGAUUGGUAAUGACUUCAGCCAACCCAAUGAAAGUUCAGAGGUUCAAGAUUUUCAUCAAACUGAAACGGAGUCGAAACAAAUUGGCAAGUUGAAUAUAAGAGACAGGUUGUUGACUGAGAGACAACUGUCUCUUCAGAACUCAAAGCAAGAAGAAAAUGUUGAUGAACUUCUGCCUGUAGUCUCAGACAGAAAAGAUGGCACCGAGAUUCUGUUGUCUUUAUCUCUGGAUAAUAGACAAAAAAGCAACCUAGGUGAAGAGACAGCUAUAGCACAACCUCUCAGAAUGGUGGAGUGUGAUUAUUUUGAUAUUUCCUUUUCAUCCGAAAGCUGCAAAAGUCCAAUCAGUCUUCAUCAGGACACUCCGAACAAAGGAAGUCAUGACAGUCCACUUCCUCGAAGUACAACACACCAAUUGUCUCCAGAGGAUACUGAUAAAAAGACAGAGGAAGUCCCAUGUUUACAAGUUAGUUAUGCGAACAAUGAGCUGACCACAACAAUGUCACUAACGAGUAGUGAAUCUGAAAUCGAUAGCCAUAGUGGUACAAAGGACACAUGGGCUCUGCUGAGGCAGUCGUCAGAAAGCAAUAUGCUGGAUAACCGCUGCUUUCAACAAUCAGAAUGCUUGGCAUUAGCCGUUGAUGAAUUUGUUGCGGGGAAUCUUGUGCAUACUGAUGAUUGCUCUGCAGUUAAUGCUGUAGGGGGUGUGAAAGAUUCUAUUACAAGUCAAAAUGAAAUAUUGAAAAGCAUUUCAAGAAGCUCCACUCCUGCAAAGGAAUCGCCUUUAAAACUUGAAACUUGUAAUGAUGAAUAUGAAACAGGGGGUGGUAGUACUGCAGAUGCAACAACGGAUCCUUCAGAAGUUGAACCUUUCUCUGACACCAUUAAGGUUGAAGUUUCUGAAGACACUAGUAAUUCUCUCGGUUCUCUUCAUCCUAAGUUGAACCAUGACAAGGUUGAAACCACAUUGCUGCCAAACAAUAAGCAUGAGGAUGGUCUUGAAGAAAAGAAAAGCCUCUUGCUUGUUAUUCCUCCAAAUGCUAUCCCAUUUUCUGAUGAAUGGUUGGCUGCCAUGGAAGCAGCGGGAGAGGAUAUUCUCACAAUGAAGAGUGGGGCUGUUCAAAAUUCACCUCCUGACAAAUCUCUACCUGAGCCAAGCCCAUGGUCACCGGUAAAAAAGAAAAACAAUCAGAUUGGACCAUUUGACUGCACGAAGAAAUUCACUGCAGCAUCCGACUUAACUAAAUGAUAAGGUUAGCCAGGAAUUCAAAUUUGUGAUUGCUAGUCUAGUUGCUGAUCUAGAAACAUUGUAGGCCAGUUGAUUACCAAAAUUUCUUUCUUCACGAAGAAAUAAAUCGCUUAUAUGAGCGUGAUGUUACACGUUAUCUAACAAAACAAUUUCUGUUUGCUUUGUAGCAAUGUUUUAUUCAACUCCCAUAUUGAAAGGUUAGGUAAUUUCGGUUGUCAUGUGAUCUUGAUCCUGACUAUACUGCCUAUGUUGAAUUAUUUCCAAUUUUCAAUUUGAAUGAAUUAUAUAUAAUAUGAUGCAGAAUUUUACUUUCCAGAGAAUGAUACAACAUUGUGGAGCUUAGAGCUGUUAAAGAGAUUGCCAUCAUCAACAACUGACAUAAUAUAUCUUAUUUCCUUUAAGAAUUGACAUUUCCAAACACUCUAACUAGUUGAAUUAUGAUUUUUCUCAAUUAGCUAGGUUAUAAAAGUAUAUGUAUAUGGUGUAUAUUAAUGUUGUUUUAUAAUGUACAUGAAAUCAUGAAUAAUAUGAGAUGAAAUACUACUAUAAUAGAGAAUGCUAUGUGAUGCUCUUAAUAUUAGAAAAA